This is a messenger RNA of Spodoptera littoralis (African cotton leafworm), 780 nucleotides long. The record is from the annotation of a GenBank genome assembly. NCBI's taxonomy places the organism in Eukaryota, Metazoa, Arthropoda, Insecta, Lepidoptera, Noctuidae.
AUGGAUAUCAACGUUAUUUCUCCAGACGAGAGUAUUAGAAAAAUUGAAGACAUUAUUGAUAUACAGAAAGCAAAUGGAAAUUUCAGUGUUCGGCAAGUAGCCUUCAACCUUCCCUCCGAGUCGGCAAGCUCAGUUUCAGCAAAUGUAGCCAAAAGCUUAGAAUCAGGUUUAACUAAAACCAAAUCGGACAGUGACAGUAAGAAGAAGUUGAAGAAAUUACGUUCAAAACGCCAUAAGAGUCCUUUACCAGACGUUAUAUCCUGGCCGAGUGACUCGGAUAUAACGGUACUCAGAAUGAAACUAUGUUUGACUAGUAGUGAUAUGAAGGAAAAGGUGGGUAAUAUAAUUCCUGGAGAUGGUCUUCACCAGCCAGACAGCUCAUCCAUGGUAAAUUUGGCGACAUUGAUCCGACAGUCUCAGCCACCAUCUAAACAUAACGUUCAUAUGGAAGAAUAUCUUAUGCCACUGACGUCUUGGGAGAGGGAGCAAGAGCACGAACCCGAGAAAGAGGAACCAAUUGUUGAAGAAGAACAAGUAGACGACUUUUCUGCGAAAUGUUUGCACGAGUAUAGUGUUUUCGAACCUAGAUGUAGUCAUGAGCUUAAUGAUCAUUUAAGUUCUAAAGACAGUCAGUCUGGGUACUCAAAGAUCACGAAGAAAUCAAAGUUCGCUCGGUUCCUGCGUCUGUACUUCUGUCCGUGUUGCACCUGCCUCUAUAGACUGGAGAAAAUGCGAGAUGAACCUUCAGAAUACUUUACGAAACGCAAAGAAGUAUAUUAA